AUGUCCGACGCCCAUAGCACAGAUCUCCGACGGAGGGCUGAGCCGUCUCCAGCUCAUUUUGAGGAAACGGUCAAGCUUUUGCACGCCACUAUACCAGAGCGUGUAUGUAUCCGCGACACUCCUGAGUACGAAGAUGCUCGAAAGGGCUUCUGGGCCCUUGAACAGGCCCAGUGCAAGCCACACUGCAUCAUUCAGCCAUGCAACAGUCAGGAGGUGUCAGACGUUAUGCGAAUCUUGAGAAACACUGGAUGCCCGUUUGGAGUCAAAAGCGGCGGGCAUGGCAGAUUGGCAGGGGAGUCAUCGGUGUCAAGUGGUGUACUCAUCGACUUGAAACGACUUGACAAGGUUGAGCUAUCCGCAGACAAGACUUCUUGCAAGGUUGGGCCAGGAAACAACUGGAAGAAUGUUUACGGCCACUUGAACCCCAAGGGGCUGAUAGUCGUGGGUGGAAGAGCUUCGACGGUCGGAGUUGGGGGGUUCUGCGUCUCAGGAGGAAUAUCUUUCUUCUCUAAUCGUCACGGGUGGGCAUUGGACAAUGUCCUCUCUUUCGAGGUCGUCCUUGCUGACGGAAGUAUCGUGCAAGCCAGCCCAGAGAGCAACGCCGACCUGUAUAAAGCACUUCGCGGUGGUGGCGCCAACUUUGGUAUUGUCACAGAGUUCACAUUAAGCGUGUAUCCUUACCAGGACCUCUGGGGAGGCGGUAUCGCCUACGAAUGGCAACAAGCGGACGACGUCAUUGACGCUUUCAUUGCGUACGGCAAUGACAAUGUCGGCAACAGAGAUUCCUCUGUUAUCCUUGCCGCCCUCAACUACGAAGGCCAGUGGCUCUAUCAUACUGACAUCGAGCACCUGAAGCCGACUGAGCCAGAUAGAGAUUCCGUCCUGGGCAAGUUCCUCCAGAUCCCUUCACUUGGCAUCACGGCGGGGCAUGCAAGCCUAUCGGAGCGCACCGAUAGCAUAGCCAGCCACACCCCUAAAGGACUCUGCAACGGCUAUUAUACAUUCUGCACAAAAGUCGACAAACGUAUCAUAAAGUUCUUCUUUGAAACCUGGCGUGCAGAGACUGAUCGCAUCAUUGGCGAGCACGGGAUCGACGGAGCUCCUCUUGCGGAUAUAAAUUUCGUUCCUCAAAACAUCAUCGACGCCAUGAGCAGGAACGGCGGAAACGCUCUUGGCAGAGCAGGCAAAGAGCCUUUCCUGGUAUACCUCUUGGAACGAAAUUGGUCAAACCCAAACAACAGCCAGCACGUAUGGAAGGCCAUGCGAGCCACGGUAGUAAAGACACUGAGCAAGGCGAAAGAGCUGGGAAAAGAAGACGAUUAUGUCUAUCUCAACUACGCAAACCCAUUCCAAGAUGUAUUCGAUGGGUACGGGAAAGAGUCGACAGCUUUUCUCACUGGCGUCAGUAGAAAAUACGAUCCUGAUGGCCUCUUCCAAUUUCAGAGAAAGGCAGGUUGGCACCUCAACGGACCGCUGAGGCCGAUAGAUAAAGAAGCACCGUGGCACGCAGCAGACAGUGUUAUGUUGUGA
Molecule: messenger RNA, 1530 nt
Organism: Fusarium odoratissimum NRRL 54006
Lineage: Eukaryota; Fungi; Ascomycota; Sordariomycetes; Hypocreales; Nectriaceae
Exons: 3
Coding region: 1-1530 (509 amino acids)
Molecular function (GO): FAD binding
Source: RefSeq, a predicted model, not a curated record